Molecule: messenger RNA, 10879 nt
Organism: Passer domesticus (house sparrow)
Lineage: Eukaryota; Metazoa; Chordata; Aves; Passeriformes; Passeridae
Gene: UNC79
Product: unc-79 homolog, NALCN channel complex subunit
Exons: 52
Coding region: 2092-10017 (2641 amino acids)
Molecular function (GO): protein binding
Source: RefSeq, a predicted model, not a curated record
CCGCCGCCCCGGCGGGGCAGCGCUGCCCGGGCUCCUGCCGCGCUCUGCGGCCGCCGGCAGCCGGGCAGGGGGAGGGCGCUGCCGGCGUUCUGGCUCUUUCUGUCGGUGCUGGUGGCCGCUGCCCCCGGAGCUCCUCGCUGCUCGGGCGGCGGCGGGGAGCCGGCGGGGGGAUGAGGGAUCGGGGGGACAGCAUUGAGGCAUUGAGGCCGCCGGCUCGGCCCCCCGCCCCGCGGCGGGAGCGGUCCAUCCAUCCCAGAGGAUGCAGCCACCUGCGGGAGCAGAGGUGACGCACGCCGGGCCACCUUGCAGGUGGUCUCGCCGUGAGAUGCAGCGAGAAGAGCCGUGCUGUCGUUCUUGCCCGGGCCGCUCACCUCUCGGUGAAUGUAGGCUGGGUGUUUGUGCCUUGCCCACAGGCCGCCUGCCACAGCGGCCGGUCCCAGCAGCAUCCCCCCAGGUGCUGGCAUCCCCCCAGGUGCUGGCAUCCCCCCAGGUGCUGGCAUCCCCCUGCCGCGGCCGGCGUGCCUCUGUUGGUGGCGGGUGCUGUAACCACCAUGUUGGCUCGAUCUGAUCAGAGCAUGAGUAAUGACAUGGUGGUUGGGUACCUGCAGCCAGGCUGGGCAAGUGCUCCCCUCUGUUGUUGCUCAUGACACCUGGUGUGUUUGCAAGAGCCCUGAUAGGAUGCUGAAAGGACAAUAUUGGGGUAGCUGAGCUUGUCACCCGUGUCAAAGCUACUUCCUUGCCUGAUACAGUGUCAUGGUUAUGAACAGGCAGUCUGUGACCAGGAGGUUAGAUUGAUGUUUGUCAUGAUGACGUGAUGUGAUUUGACACUUUGCAUGCUGAGACUUGCUCUCUUCUUCCUCCAGGUCACUGAGAAGGAUCCUUGUGUUUAUAUAUACCUCUGCUGAAUUAAUCUAACAAAAAGAAUACCUGUACUUUUUUUCUGUUGGGGUUUACUGCUUAUUUACAGUGAUGGAUGAUCUUGCUCUAAAAAUAUUAUGCAGAUGUUAAUUUAUUGCUGUAAAGAUGCAGUUCUAGCCUUAUAACUAGAGACACAAUAUUCUGAUUGUAGAGAAGCCCUAAAGUAUGCAAUGUUUGGAUCUCUACCAUUCUGUUGUUGCUGCCUUCCCCACCUUGCACUUGAGUUCUGUAAUUGAGUCUUCUUUCGUGUGAUACUUACACACUAAUUACACUUCCUUCACACUGCCAUGUGGAAGAAUUUGUGCUACUGUUUGUCCUAGCAUCGGUUAUGGCGUUUUCUUCCUGCUCUGUCUUCUCUCUUCCUCUAUUCCUAAUGCUUUUGGUCUGCUCUGUUUGAGCUUCUCUUACAUAUUUUAACCUUGGCUGUUUUUUCUUUUCAUCCCUUUGUACUUUUCAAGACGCUGCAUCUAGGCCUGCCAUAUCCCUAUUGCUCUCUAUUUUAAGAUUUACUUAGGGUCCAGAUUUCAGAUCUUUCUGCCUUCUAAUGUUCCUUUUCAUGAUACUCCAGGAAGAGUAUUUGGUUAAUGGACAUAUCCCGUGCGUUCUAACCUGCUGAAUGUAUUUUUUUUACCAAGGCUGCUUCCCUGACUAGUUCUUAUGGCAUUACCAAAUGUCCUUUGUCUCUACAUAACUUCAAGAUUCCCUCACCAGCAAUUUUUGAGUAAUGGACUCUGACAAGGAUGUGUUGGUGUGCAUACAUCACUACCAGUCAAACUUUCAAACCCCAGCUGUCGCUGUUGUUGCUUCUGCCCUCACUGAGUGACAGGCAAGAACCAGAAUGUCUUGGGAAGGACUCAAGUUACAAGUCAUAAUGAAUCUCAGUUUACCAGGAACAUCAGUGAAACACUGCAACUGAGGAAUCACUGAUUGGAACAGAAGAUGUGCUGGUCUAAACAUGAAUCCACAGCUCUUGAGCAGGUUCUGUGAACAACAGUUGCUUCCAAAAUCCGUUACCUUCAAGAAUACCAUAACCGGGUUCUGCACAACAUAUACCCUGUGCCCUCUGGAACUGACAUUGCAAAUACUCUGAAAUACUUUUCUCAGACGUUAUUGAGCAUUUUGUCCCGCACAGGGAAGAAGGAGAAUCAAGAUGCCUCCAAUUUGACAGUGCCCAUGACCAUGUGUCUUUUUCCUGUGCCAUUCCCACUCACCCCAUCUCUAAGACCACAGGUCAGUUCCAUCAACCCUACUGUUACUCGCUCCCUCCUUUACAGCGUCCUGCGAGAUGCUCCAUCUGAACGUGGCCAGCAAAGUCGUGAUGCUCAGUUAUCAGACUACCCAUCUUUGGACUAUCAAGGACUUUACGUGACACUGGUGACACUACUGGAUCUAGUUCCCUUGCUCCAACAUGGGCAACAUGAUCUUGGCCAAUCAAUUUUUUACACUACUACAUGCUUGCUUCCUUUUCUCAAUGAUGAUAUUUUGAGUACCUUACCCUAUACAAUGAUUUCAACAUUAGCUACCUUUCCUCCAUUUCUGCACAAGGAUAUUAUAGAGUAUCUCAGCACAUCUUUUCUCCCUAUGGCUAUAUUGGGAUCUUCAAAACGAGAAGGUGUUCCAGCACAUGUCAAUCUGUCUGCAUCAUCAAUGCUGAUGAUUGCAAUGCAGUACACAUCAAACCCAGUGUAUCACUGCCAAUUAUUGGAGUGUCUCAUGAAAUAUAAGCAAGAAGUAUGGAAAGAUUUGCUAUAUGUAAUAGCCUAUGGACCAUCUCAAGUUAAACCUCCGGCAGUACAAAUGUUAUUUCAUUACUGGCCCAAUUUAAAACCCCCUGGGGCAAUCAGUGAAUACAGAGGACUUCAGUACACAGCCUGGAAUCCUAUUCAUUGCCAGCACAUUGAAUGCCAUAAUGCGAUUAACAAACCCGCUGUGAAGAUGUGCAUUGACCCAUCCCUGUCUGUGGCUUUGGGUGAUAAGCCACCUCCCCUGUAUCUUUGUGAAGAAUGCAGCCAGAGAAUUGCAGGAGAUCACAGUGAAUGGUUGAUUGAUGUUCUUCUGCCACAAGCUGAAAUUUCUGCUAUAUGUCAGAAGAAGAACUGCAGCUCCCACGUCAGAAGAGCGGUUGUCACGUGCUUCUCGGCCGGCUGCUGCGGCCGCCACGGCAAUCGGCCGGUGCGCUACUGCAAGAGGUGCCACUCCAACCACCACAGCGAGGUGGGCGCGGCCGCCGAGACGCACCUGUACCAGACCUCGCCGCCACCCAUCAACACCCGCGAGUGCGGCGCCGAGGAGCUCGUGUGCACCGUGGAGGCUGUCAUCAGCUUGCUGAAAGAAGCAGAGUUUCACGCUGAGCAGAGGGAGCAUGAGCUCAACCGAAGGAGGCAGAUGGGGCUCUCCUCUUCCCAUCACUCCCUGGACAACACAGACUUUGAUAAUAAAGAUGAUGACAAGCAUGACCAACGCCUCCUGAGCCAGUUUGGUAUAUGGUUCUUGGUGAGCCUUUGCACUCCCAGUGAGAAUACACCCACAGAGAGUUUAGCAAGGCUGGUCAGCAUGGUGUUCCAGUGGUUUCACUCUACAGCUUACAUGAUGGAUGAUGAAGUUGGAAGCCUGGUUGAGAAGCUGAAGCCCCAGUUUGUUACUAAGUGGCUGAAGACUGUUUGUGAUGUCCGGUUUGAUGUCAUGGUUAUGUGCCUCCUGCCAAAGCCAAUGGAGUUUGCCAGGGUUGGUGGAUACUGGGACAAAUCCUGUAGUGCUGUAACCCAGUUGAAAGAAGGGCUGAAUCGAAUCCUUUGCUUGAUUCCCUACAACGUGAUAAACCAGUCAGUGUGGGAGUGUAUCAUGCCAGAAUGGCUGGAAGCAAUAAGGACAGAAGUGCCCGAUAACCAGCUGAAAGAGUUUCGAGAAGUGCUGAGCAAAAUGUUUGACACUGAGCUGUGUCCUCUCCCCUUCUCCUUGGAGGAGAUGUUUGGCUUUAUUAGCUGUCGCUUCACAGGGUAUCCAUCUUCUGUGCAAGAGCAGGCCUUGCUCUGGCUGCAUGUGUUGUCUGAACUAGACAUUGUGGUUCCUCUUCAGUUACUAAUCAGUAUGUUUUCUGAUGGAGUUAAUUCUGUAAAAGAAUUAGCAAAUCAAAGAAAAUCAAGAGUCAGUGAACUGGCAGGAAAUCUUGCAGCUCGGAGGGUAAGCGUUGCUUCUGACCCUGGGCGCAGAGUUCAGCACAACAUGCUCAGUCCUUUCCCAAGCCCCUUCCAGAGCCCAUUUCGGAGUCCAAUACGUAGUCCUUUUCACAGCCCUUUCAAGAAUUUUGGACAUCCUAGUGGAAAAACAAUUGAUUUUGAAUGUGAAGAUGAGGAAAUGAAUCUCAAUUGCUUCAUUCUGAUGUUUGAUCUAAUCCUGAAGCAGAUGGAACUCCAGGAUGAUGGUGUCACUUUGGGCUUAGAGAACAGCAUCUCAAAAGAUAUAAUAUCCAUCAUAAACAAUGUGUUUCAGGCACCCUGGGGUGGUUCUCACACCUGUCAGAAAGAUGAAAAAGCAGUUGAAUGUGGUCUGUGCCAGUCCAGCAUUCUGUGUUACCAGUUGGGUUUUGAGCUGCUGGAACAGCUUGCUCCAAAGGAAGAAAUCAGACUUGUGGAGCCCACAGAUAACCUCGAGGAUAGUCUUCUGUAUACUAGACCUGAGUUUAUUAUAGGAACUGAAGGAGAAGAGGAAGACAAAUCAGCACCAAAGCAUGGAGAAAACCCAGGAAAUCACACAGAGACCACAGAAAAUGCUGCGAUAAAGAAUGACACAGAAAGGAAGUUUUGUUAUCAGCAACUUCCAGUUACCUUGAAGCUCAUAUACACUAUAUUGCAGGAAAUGUCAAGGUUUGAAGAACCAGACAUUCUUUUUAACAUGCUGAAUUGUCUGAAGAUCCUGUGUCUUCAUGGGGAAUGCCUGUAUAUAGCAAGAAAAGACCAUCCACAAUUUCUUGCCUAUAUUCAAGAUCACAUGUUGAUUGCAAGCUUAUGGGGAGUUGUGAAGUCUGAAUUCUCUCAGCUUUCUUCCCUGGCAGUCCCACUUCUUCUUCAUGCACUUUCGCUUCCUCAUGGAGCUGACAUUUUCUGGACAAUCAUAAACAGCAAUUUCAACAGUAAAGACUGGAAGAUGAGAUUUGAAGCAGUUGAGAAAGUGGCUGUGUUGUGCAGAUUUUUGGAUAUUCACUCUGUGACAAAAAACCACCUACUCAAGUACUCUUUGGCUCAUGCAUUCUGCUGUUUCCUGACUGCUGUGGAAGAUGUCAACCCAGCAGUGGCUACAAGAGCUGGACUAUUACUUGACACCAUAAAGAGGCCAGCUUUACAGGGUCUCUGCCUCUGCCUUGAUUUCCAGUUUGACACAGUUGUCAAGGAUAGGCCAACAAUUCUUAGUAAGCUUUUGCUGCUUCAUUUUCUAAAAGCAGAUAUCCCAGCUUUGAGCUGGGAGUUCUUUGUGAAUCGCUUUGAGACUCUGUCUUUGGAGGCGCAGCUUCAUCUGGACUGCAACAAAGAAUUUCCUUUCCCAACAACUAUCACUGCUGUCCGGACCAAUGUGGCCAACCUCAGUGAUGCGGCAAUGUGGAAGAUCAAGAGGGCUCGUUUCGCGCGCAACCGCCAGAAGAGCGUGCGCUCCCUGAGGGACAGCGUCAAGGGACCCGCCGAGUCCAAGAGAGCGCUCUCCCUUCCGGAAACCUUAACCACCAAAAUUCCUGUGAGCUUGACCAGACAUGAGCAGUCUGCACCAGCACUUGGAGGAACACCAGAGCAAACACCAGGACAACCUUCCCCAGAGAACGAUAAUACAAUAAAAGACCUGCUGCCAGAGGAUGCUGGGAUUGACCACCAGACUGUGCACCAGCUGAUCACAGUGCUGAUGAAGUUCAUGGCAAAGGACGAGAGCAGCGCGGAGUCGGACAUCAGCAGCGCCAAAGCUUUCAACACGGUCAAGCGCCAUCUGUACGUCCUGCUCGGCUACGAUCAGCAGGAGGGAUGCUUCAUGAUUGCACCCCAAAAAAUGCGUGUCUCAACCUGCUUCAACGCCUUUAUUGCUGGAAUAGCACAAGUGAUGGACUAUAACAUCAACCUGGGAAAACACCUUCUUCCCUUGGUGGUGCAGGUGUUGAAAUACUGCUCUUGUCCUCAGCUAAGGCAUUACUUUCAGCAGCCUCCUCGCUGCUCCCUCUGGUCCCUCAAACCUCACAUUCGGCAGAUGUGGUUAAAAGCUUUGCUUGUUAUUCUGUACAAGUACCCCUACAGAGACUGUGAAAUCAGCAAGAUUGUACUGCACCUAAUCCACAUCACAGUCAAUACCCUGAACGCUCAGUAUCACAGCUGCAAGCCCCAUGCAACUGCUGGUCCUUUGUAUAGUGACAACAGUAACAUAAGCCGGUACAGUGAAAAGGAGAAAGCAGAGGAAGACAGUGUUUUUGAUGAAUCUGAUAUUCAUGAUACACCAACUGGACCUUGCAAUAAAGAGUCUCAAACUUUCUUUGCAAGACUGAAAAGAAUUGGUGGCAGCAAAAUGGUGAAAUAUCAACCAGUUGAGAUGAAUGCUCAGAGAAGUGAAAUAGAGCUGGCUGAAUAUAGAGAGACGGGGGCCUUACAAGACAGUAUUCUACGCUGUGUGAGAGAAGAAAGCAUUCAGAAAAAAAAACUGCGCUCUCUAAAACAAAAAUCUCUUGAUAUAGGGAACGCAGACUCCCUGCUGUUCUCGUUAGACGAACACCGCAGGAAGUCCUGCAUAGACCGCUGUGACCUAGAAAAGCCUCCUGUCCCUGCUGCUCACGCCACGCACAGGCACAGCGACUAUGGACGGUCUCGGCAGAAUUCUUCCACCAAAGCUGAAACUAUAGACACACAGGAAAGUCUGCCUCACACAGAGAGUUUCCAGGAAACCAAAAGACCUGUCAUACCAGAGGUUAGGCUAAAUUGCAUGGAAACCUAUGAAGUGAAAGUGGACUCCCCAGUUAAAACUGCUGAUCCCAAGGAGGAUUUAGAUCUGAUAGAUUUGUCCUCCGAUUCGACAUCGGGUCCUGAAAAACAUUCAGUGCUCUCCACUUCAGACAGUGACUCUUUAGUCUUUGAACCACUUCCUCCCCUUAGAAUAGUGGAAAGUGAUGAAGAAGAAGAAACAACAAACCCACUGAAUGAUGAGGUCUCUGGCAAAACUGCAGUUUCAUCUCCUUCAACUCCUAUCAAUGUGUCUGCGCUCAGCCUCAGCACGACUCCGCUGGUGCAGUUCAGCAUUGAAGAUUGCUCCAAAGACUUCAGUUCUAAGGAUACAAGCAACAAUACUUCAGCAGGAAUAGAGGAGGUCAUUUUCAUUUCUCCCAAAGAUCAGAAGGACUCUUCAGAGUUAGUUAAGCCAGAAGCAUUUCAGGACAUGUCCUCUGGAAACUCACUAACUCUGAAACAGAAAAGGGACCUGCUGCAGAAAUCAUCUGCCCUUCCAGAAAUGUCCCUUGAUGACAACUCUGAGCUCAGUGUGGAGGAAAUUAAACCUAGUGGAACAAUUCCAAGCCCAAAUGUAAAGACAGUCCUUAUUAAAGUCCCUGAAGAUUCUGAAAAGCAAACAGAAAGUGAUAAACUUGAUACCAAUACAGAGUCUGACACUGAACAAAACACAGAGCAGAAACAAGAAGGGGAGACCGAGGAGUCAGAAUUUAAGAUUCAGAUUGUUCCUCGCCAGAGGAAACAGAGGAAGAUUGCUGUGAGUGCUAUUCAGAGAGAAUACCUGGACAUUUCCUUUAACAUCCUUGACAAGCUGGGAGAGCAGAAGGAGGCAGAUUCUGCUGCCAAAGGACUUUCAACACUGGAAAUGCCAAGAGAGUCAUCAUCUGCACCAACUCUUGAAGCAGGUGUUCCAGAGACAAGUAGUCACUCUUCCAUAUCAACUCAGUUCAGACAAAUGAAAAGAGGCUCUUUGGGAGCUCUGACAAUGAACCAGCUAAUGAAGAGGCAGCUGGAACACCAGUCUAGUGCUCCCCACAAUAUCAGCACUUGGGAUACUGAGCAGAUACAGCAUGGAAAGAGGCUGUGCAAUGUCCCUGUUUGCCUAAACCCAGAUUUGGAGGGACCACCACUGAGAAUCAGAGGUGCUACAAAAUCUAGUUUGCUGUCAGCACCCAGUAUAGUCAGUAUGUUUGUACCUGCACCAGAAGAAUUUGCUGAUGACCAGCCCAUUCUGAUGACUGACAAGUGCCAUGACUGUGGGGCUGUUCUGGAAGAAUAUGAUGAAGAAACACUAGGCCUGGCCAUAGUUGUGCUCUCAACCUUCAUUCACCUCAGUCCAGACUUGGCUGCUCCUCUGCUAUUGGACAUCAUGCAGUCCGUAGGAAGGUUGGCAUCAAGCACCAGUUUUUCUAACCAAGCAGAAAGCAUGAUGAUCCCUGGAAAUGCUGCAGGUGUGGCCAAGCAGUUCCUCCGGUGUGUGUUCCACCAGCUGGCUCCCAAUGGCAUCUUCCCUCAGCUCUUCCAGAGCAUUAUUAAAGAUGGAAGCUUCUUACGGACCUUAGCUACAUCUCUGAUGGACUUCAGUGAGCUGAGUUCCAUUGCUGCUCUGAGCCAGCUGUUAGAGGGUUUAAACAACAAAAAGAAUUUGCCAGCAGGGGGUGCGAUGCUACGCUGUUUGGAAAACAUUGCUACCUUUAUGGAAGCCUUGCCCAUGGAUUCCCCCAGCAACCUCUGGACCACAAUUAGUAAUCAGUUUCAGACCUUCCUUACUAAACUCCCAUGUGUUUUGCCUCUUAAGUGUUCUUUAGACUCUAGUUUAAGAAUCAUGAUUUGCUUGUUGAAGAUACCUACCACUAGCGCCACCAGGAGUCUUCUGGAACCUUUUUCAAAAUUACUGAGUUUUGUAAUUCAGAAUGCUGUCUUCACUCUGGCCUACCUGGUGGAACUAUGUGGUUUGUGCUACCGAGCCUUCACAAAGGAAAGGGACAAAUUCUACUUGACACGCUGUGUUAUAUUGGAGUUACUGCAAGCACUCAAGUUGAAGUCGCCCUUACCAGACAUGAAUCUGCUGCUGUUGGUGCAGUUUGUUUGUGCAGAUGCUGGAACAAAACUAGCUGAGUCAACAAUUCUGCAUAAACAGAUGAUUGCCUCAAUGCCUGGAUGUGGAACAGCAGCAAUGGAAUGCAUGAGGCAGUAUGUUGGGGAAGUGCUGGAUUUCAUUGCAGAUAUGCAUACCUUAACCAAAUUGAAGAGUCACAUGAAGACUUGUUCUCAGCCACUGCAUGAGGACACGUUUGGUGGACAUCUGAAAGUUGGUUUAGCUCAGAUUGCUGCUAUGGAAAUCACCCGGGGGAACCACAGGGACAACAAAGCUGUGAUCCGGUAUUUGCCUUGGCUUUACCAUCCUCCUUCAGCAAUGCAGCAAGGGCCCAAAGAGUUCAUAGAAUGUGUCUCACACAUUCGUUUGCUGUCCUGGCUACUUCUGGGGUCUCUGACACACAAUGUUGUCUGUCCAAAUUCUCCAUCAUCUUGCAUGCCUAUUCCACUGGAUGCAGGUUCACAAAUUGCUGACCACCUUAUUGUUAUUCUGAUUGGGUUUCCAGAGCAAUCAAAGACAUCUGUUCUGCACAUGUGUUCCCUGUUCCAUGCAUUUAUAUUUGCUCAGCUCUGGACAGUGUAUUGUGAACAAACAGCAGUAGCUCCGACAGUGCAGAAUCAGAAUGAAUUCAGCUUUACAGCAAUCCUCACAGCCCUGGAGUUCUGGAGCCGAGUGACACCGAGCAUCCUGCAGCUAAUGGCACAUAACAAAGUGAUGGUGGAAAUGGUAUGCUUGCAUGUGAUCAGUUUAAUGGAGGCUUUACAAGAAUGCAACUCUACUAUCUUUGUAAAGCUCAUACCAAUGUGGUUGCCAAUGAUACAGUCAAACCUAAAGCAUUUAUCUGCUGGACUUCAGCUCCGCCUCCAAGCCAUCCAGAGCAACGUCAACCAUCACAGCCUGAGGAUGUUACAGGGGUCAGGACAAAUGAACAAUAGCUCAUCUGUGCUUCGCAAGUGGCUGCAGUGUACCCAGUUUAAAAUGGCUCAAGUAGAAAUUCAGUCAUCAGAAGCUGCGUCUCAGUUUUACCCUUUAUGAUUCAUGUAACUUGUUCCAAAAUAGUCAUUUUUUUAGCCUAGCAAUAACAGGGUUAGAGCUGUAAAAGACCUUUUGUAUAAAUCCAUAUACAGAUUAUAUACUGUAUCUACACUUUUUAGCCUAGGACAGAUUGUGAAAAAGCUUAUAAUGGGUGAAGCUAAGAGCCUGCUCCUGCCAGUUUAUAAUUACAGUUACUCAGGAUCAACAGGUUCUAAGUCUGCUUUCAUGAACAUGGAUUGGACUCAAGUCUAUCAUAUUGUACAUAUCACUCUGAUCAUUGAAAUAAAUUGUUCUUAAAUGUUCCUUUACAUUAUUUUUGAAGCUAAAACAAAAAAUCACUUUUAUUUAACUUCUAUUUUUUUUAAAAAAUAGAAUUGUGGGUAUUCACAAACAUGGAGUGCUAUGUUGCUAUUUUUGAGAAUUACAAAACAAAAUAGGGUUUUUAGGAACCUUUAUAUAAGUUUUUAGGGGGGAGGUUUUGUUUUUGUUCUUUUUUUUUUUUAGAUUCACAGCUGGCAAUGCAAUAAAAUCUGUCACUAUAAAACAGUGAUGCUCUAAUGAGGCUUUUUGUCAUCAUCUUCUGGGAAAACAGCAGCUUGUAAGGAGAGUUGUUAUGAAGUGCACUUAGAAAUUAGGUUGUUAAACUGUGCCAAUUAAUUUGUGGGGUUUUUUCAGUACAUUUUCCAAAACUGCCAGGUCUGACUUAUUAUUUUUUUAAAUACUGCUUUUACUUCAUUGAUUCUAUGCUGCUAUUCUUUGUAGGUUUCAUAGAAGCCUCUUUAACUUUGUGACUACUCUAUUGUAUUCUUCUGUUGAUAUUUGUAUACAGUGCAAUUAAAAAGAUAUCCCAAAUCUAUUCUUA